Messenger RNA from Neomonachus schauinslandi (Hawaiian monk seal), 774 nucleotides. RefSeq names its product BPI fold containing family A member 2 (gene BPIFA2). Lineage: Eukaryota; Metazoa; Chordata; Mammalia; Carnivora; Phocidae. Gene Ontology annotation, molecular function: lipid binding. The record is from RefSeq and is a predicted model, not a curated record.
AUGCUUCAGCUUUGGAAACUUGUUCUCUUAUGCGGUCUGCUCACCGGGACCUCAGCGUCUCUUUUUGGAAAUCUUGGCGACGACCUUUAUAAUGUUGUGAACAAGCUGAAACCUGCUGUUGAGAAAGGACUUAAGACCAGUGACAAUACACUUGAAUCUGUCGUUCAGAAACUGACCGCCAACUUGGAGAAGCUUCAGAAAUCCAAGGCUUGGCUCCUGGCCUAGGAGAAAGUGCAGGAAAUGAGUAACUUGGUGAACGAUGCUCUUUCUAAGAUCACUCCAGCUAAAGAUGAGACUUUGGGGUUGAACAUCAUUAACUACCGCAUCCUGAAAAUCAAAGUUGAACUGACUCCUGAUGGCGAAGUCAUUAACAUAAGGGUCCCCAUCGUCGCUAAUGUCACCCUGGCCCUGCCUGUCAUUGGCCAGGUGGUCAACCUGAAGGCCUCUUUGGACCUCCUGACUGAUGUCAGAGUUGCAAUCGAUGCCCAGAGUGCCCCCAGAGCGAUCAUAGGAAAAUGCAGCGGUGAUCCAGACAGCAUCUCACUCGCCGUGCCGGACAGCCACAAUACUCUGAUGGAGAAGGCCGUGAACACUGUGAGCAACUUCCUGACAAAGACCGUGUCCCGCCUGGUAGAGAAGGAUGUGUGCCCACUGAUCCACACCUUACUUUCCACUCUGGAUGUGCAUAUUGUUCAGGACAUUAUUGAUCGGUGCCCAGUGUCCCUGGUAGCAUCUCCAUCUGGGAAAGGUGCAGCCACGCCCCAAGCAGAGUGA